GAGAGUAAUCAAAGAGGAGGUGGAGGAGAGAGCAGUCAGGGAGGUGGAGGAGAGAGCAAUUAGAGAGGAGGUGGAGGAGAGAGCAGUCAAAGAGGAGGUGGAGGAGAGAGCAGUCGGAGAGGAGGAGAGAGCAGUCGGAGAGGAGGUGGUGGUGGAGAGAGCAGUCAAAGAGGAAGAGGAGGAGAGAGCAGUCAGGGAGGUGGUGGUGGAAAGAGCAGUCAAAGAGGAAGAGGGGAGAGGAGUCAAAGAGGAAGAGGAGAGAGGAGUCAAAGAGGAGGAGAAAGCACUCAGGGAGGUGGUGGUGGAGAGAGCAGUCAAAGAGGAAGAGGGGAGAGGAGUCAAGGAGGAAGAGGAGAGCGCUGUCAAAGAGGAGGAGGAGGAGGAUAGCAGAGAAGUGUCUGAUCCAGAUCUGGAGGAAGAAGUAGAUAGUAUCACUGACCCAGGAGAGAUCUCCAACCCAGGUUCAGACAGUGAGCACAGUUCCACAGCAUCAGGAAACCAUAAACAACACAGACGGAGGAACUCAGGACAGAAACAUCACCACUGCAUGGACUGCUUCACUAGUUUCUAUGAUCCAGAGGAGUUGAGAAGGCACACUUGUAGGCCCCGCCCCUGCUCAGAUUGCAGUGGCAGUUUUGUGUGUCCAACUCACCUCAUACCACGCAAAAAGACCCUCAAAAGAAAGAAAACGUACCCGUGUGGUCAAUGUGGGAAGAGAUUUCAGACACCAAGCAGCUUGAAGACGCACCAGCUUACUCACACAGGAAAGAAGUCAUACCACUGCUCCCAGUGUAGGAAGACAUUCAGUUGUUCGUUCAAUUUGAAGAGGCAUCAGAGAAUACAUACAGGAGAGAAGCCUUUCCACUGCUUCCAAUGUGGGAAGAGCUUCCGUAUGGAAGGACAGCUAAACGAACACAAGAGAAUACACACAGGAGAGAAGCCGUACCACUGCUUUCAGUGUGGGAAGAGCUUUGGUCGGGCAGGAGCUCUAAAGGCACACCAGCUAAUUCACACAGGAGAGAAGCCGUACCACUGCUCUCAGUGUGGGAAGAGCUUCAGUCAGGCAGGACACCUGAAGACACACCAUCGAACUCACUCGGGAGAGAAGCCAUACCAAUGCUCUGUUUGUGAGAUGAGUUUUCCUCUUUUACAGACCUUAAAUAGACACCAGCUUACUCACACAAGAAAGAUGCCUUAUCACUGCUCCCAGUGUGGGAAGAGCUUCAGUCAAACAGGAAGCCUGAGGGCACACCAGUUAACUCACACAAUAAAUAAGCCUUACCACUGCCUUCAAUGUGGAAAGAGUUUCAGUCAUUCAUCAAAUGUGACAGCCCACCAGUUAACUCACACAGGAGAGAAGAAUUACCACUGCACUCAGUGUGGGAAGAGCUUCAGUCUGGCAAGAUACCUGAAGAAACAUUGUCAAACGCACACAGGAGAGAAGCCGUACCACUGCCCUCAGUGUGGGAAGAGUUUCCGUCAGUCAUCACAUCUGAGGGCACACAAGUUAACUCACACAGGAGAGAAGCCCUGUACCACUUAUCCCAGUGUGGGAAGAUCUUCAGGCAGACAGCUGACUUAAAGAGACACCAGCUAAACGUGGACACGUUUUUAUCCGGAUCUACAGGCUCCAGAUCAGAUCCCGGCCCAUUGACUGUUCCUAGGCCGUCAUUGAAAAUAAGAAUUUGUUCUUAACUGACUUGCCUAGUUAAAUAAAGGUAAAAAAAAAAAAAACAUUAUAUAUAUAAUUUUUUUUUUCUUCAAAUCUGAGUAAAGCGGAGCGCGGCAGCCCGUGAAGUGGUCAUAUCUACCUGAUUCCAGGUUGAUGGCUCUCGCUUUCUCCGCUCUACAGGCUCUUAUGACCGUCACAAUAAUUUAACAUGUUGAUUAUAUUGGGCCUCAAAUCAGCCAUUAUUGCUGAGUGCGAGCAGUGCUCAGAGCACCUAUGAGGCACGUCCCACCGUCAUCCAAUCAGCUCCUCAGAACUAUAAAGGGUCUCUUCCACACAAGUUCAUAACAAUGGCACCAAAAAGGAAACAAGGCAGGAUGUACUCUUGUUCCUAUGGUGACUCGGUAGCUAGCUCAAGCUGGCUAAUGUUACCCACAUCGCAUGCUCUUCAAGGACUUUGUGACUGUGUUAUCUAGUGGGAAGCCGUUAUGUUGUGUUCUAACUGGUCUCCAGUCGUUGAGCUCUAGCAUGCCGACCAUAACUGUGCAUUGGCUAGGCUAAUAGCUAACGUUAGCUGGCUGACUCGCUUGCUGGCUAAGAUAAUUGUGUAACGGAUGUGAAACGGCUAGCUUAGUUAGCGGUGCGCGCAAAAUAGCGUUUCAAUCGGUGACGUCACUUGCUCUGAGACCUUGAAGUAGUAGUUCCCCUUGCUCUGCAAGGGGCCGAGGCCCUUUGUGGAGCGAUGGGUUAUGACGCUUCGAGGGUGUCAGUUGUUGAUGUGUGCAGAGGGUCCCUGGUUCGCGCCCGGGUUAUACUGUUACAAUUGCAUAUAGCAAACAUUUUCGGAUAAUUGGUGAGAUGGAAGGGCUGGAUAUUGAUGCACGGACCGGUUUGGGUUUUACUUUACAUUCUAUGUCGGCCGUCAAUGUAAUUAAGAAUUUGUUUUUAUUGGACUUGUCUAGUUAAAGAUUUUUAAUUUUUUAUAAAUAUAACGGUAUUUGAAUGUU
Molecule: messenger RNA, 2676 nt
Organism: Oncorhynchus masou masou (cherry salmon)
Lineage: Eukaryota; Metazoa; Chordata; Actinopteri; Salmoniformes; Salmonidae
Product: zinc finger protein 239-like
Exons: 2
Coding region: 548-1582 (344 amino acids)
Source: RefSeq, a predicted model, not a curated record